AUGCUCUCUCUAUCUGUUUCUCUCUUCUCUCUGUAUCUGCCUGACCUGUUUCUUUAUUUGUGUCUUUCUCUUCUCUUUGUAUGUAUCUAUCUUUCUCUCUCUUCUCUCUGUAUGUAUCUAUCUUUCUCUCUCUUCUCUUUGUAUGUAUCUAUCUUUCUCUCUCUUCUCUCUGUAUGUAUCUAUCUUUCUCUCUCUUCUCUUUGUAUGUAUCUAUCUUUCUCUCUCUUCUCUUUGUAUGUAUCUAUCUUUCUCUCUCUUCUCUCUGUAUGUAUCUAUCUGGCUCUCUCUUUUCUCUUUGUUUGGCUGUCUCUCACCUCACUCUAUCUGUAUGUUUCUCUCUUAUCUCUAUUUUUAUCUGUCUCUCCCUUGUCUUUAUUUGUAUCUGUUUCUCUCUUCUCUCAGUAUGCAUAUAUCAUCUCUCUGUCUUCUCUCUCUACAUCUAUCUGUUUCUUUCCUUUCUCUUUGUCUUUUUGUCUCUCACCUCUCUCUAUCUGUAUGUUUCUCUCGUCUCUCUCUCUCUCUCUCUCUCUCUGUUUGUCCUCUUUCUUUUUAUUUUUGUACAUCUCUCUCUCUUUUCUCUCUGUAUGUGUCUGUCUAUCUCUAUCUGUUUCUCUCUUCUCUCAGUAUGCAUAUAUCAUCUCUCUGUCUUCUCUCUCUCUCUCUCUCUACAUCUAUCUGUUUCUUUCCUUUCUCUUUUUCUUUCUAUCUCUCACCUCCCUCUAUCUGUAUGUUUCUCUCGUCUCUCUCUUUCUCUCUGUUUGUCUCUGUCCCCUUUCUCUUUAUUUUUGUACAUCUCUCUCUCUUUUCUUUCUGUAUAUGUCUGUCUAUCUCUCUCUAUUUGUUUCUCUCUUCUCUCAGUAUGCAUAUAUCAUCUCUCUGUCUUCUCUCUCUCUCUCUCUCUACAUCUAUCUGUUUCUUUCCUUUCUCUUUGUCUUUUUGUCUCUCACCUCUCUCUCUCGCUGUAUGUUUCUCUCUUCUCUCUCUCUCUCUCUUCUCUCUGUAUGUGUCUGUCUAUCUCUCUCUAUUUGUUUCUCUCUUCUCUCAGUAUGCAUAUAUCAUCUCUCUGUCUUCUCUCUCUCUCUCUCUCUACAUCUAUCUGUUUCUUUCCUUUCUCUUUGUCUUUUUGUCUCUCACCUCUCUCUCUCGCUGUAUGUUUCUUCUCUCUCUCUCUCUCUCUCUCUCUGUAUGUGUCUGUCUAUCUCUCUCUUUGUUUCUCUCUUCUCUCAGUAUGCAUAUAUCAUCUCUCUGUCUUCUCUCUCUCUCUCUCUCUCUACAUCUAUCUGUUUCUUUCCUUUCUCUUUGUCUUUUUGUCUCUCACCUCUCUAUCUCUCUCUCUCUCUCUGUAUGUUUCUCUCUUCUCUCUCUCUCUCUCUCUGUUUGUCUCUGUCUCCUUUCUCUUUAGUUGUGUGCAUCUCUCUCUCUCUCUUCUCUCUGUAUGUGUCUGUCUAUCUCUCUCUAUCUGUUUCUCUCUUCUUUUUUUGUCUGUCUCUCACCUCUCUCUGUAUCUGGUUAUCUCUCUUCUUUGUAACUGUCACUUCUUCCUCUUUAUUUGUAUCUGUCUGUCUAUUCUCUCUCUAUGUGUCUAUCUUCCCUCUGUCUUCAUCUAUCUGUCUCUUUUCUUUCUCUUUUUCUUUCUGUCUCUCACCUCUCUCUAUCUGUAUGUUUCUCUCUUCUCUCUGUUAG
Molecule: messenger RNA, 1683 nt
Organism: Acanthosepion pharaonis
Lineage: Eukaryota; Metazoa; Mollusca; Cephalopoda; Sepiida; Sepiidae
Source: the annotation of a GenBank genome assembly